This is a messenger RNA of Propithecus coquereli (Coquerel's sifaka), 2386 nucleotides long. RefSeq names its product nuclear receptor subfamily 2, group C, member 2 (gene NR2C2). The record is from RefSeq and is a predicted model, not a curated record. Bases 96 to 1886 code for a protein of 596 amino acids. Gene Ontology annotation, molecular function: RNA polymerase II cis-regulatory region sequence-specific DNA binding; nuclear receptor activity; zinc ion binding. NCBI's taxonomy places the organism in Eukaryota, Metazoa, Chordata, Mammalia, Primates, Indriidae. Gene Ontology annotation, biological process: positive regulation of embryonic development; positive regulation of transcription by RNA polymerase II; cell differentiation. The transcript has 14 exons.
GACUGACUAACGUCCGGACACCGUGUCACUGAUGGGCUUUUCUCGGCUCCGUCCCGGUACCCCGCACGCAGACCUCUCGGCCGGAAUCUCCAGGGAUGACCAGCCCCUCCCCGCGCAUCCAGAUAAUCUCCACCGACUCUGCCGUAGCCUCACCUCAGCGCAUCCAGAUCGUGACAGACCAGCAGACGGGACAGAAGAUCCAGAUCGUGACCGCAGUGGACGCCUCCGGAUCCCCGAAGCAGCAGUUCAUCCUGACCAGCCCGGAUGGCGCUGGAGCGGGGAAGGUGAUCCUGGCUUCCCCGGAGACGCCCAGCGCCAAGCAGCUCAUCCUCACCACCGCGGACAGCCUGGUCCCCGGCAGGAUCCAGAUCGUCACGGACUCUGCCUCCGUGGAGCGUUUGCUGGGGAAGGCGGACGUCCAGCGGCCCCAGGUGGUGGAGUACUGUGUGGUCUGCGGUGACAAAGCCUCCGGCCGCCACUAUGGGGCCGUCAGCUGUGAAGGCUGCAAGGGCUUCUUCAAAAGGAGCGUGAGGAAGAACCUGACCUACAGCUGCCGGAGCAACCAGGACUGCGUCAUCAACAAGCACCACCGCAACCGCUGCCAGUUCUGCCGCCUCAAGAAAUGCCUGCAGAUGGGCAUGAAAAUGGAAUCUGUGCAGAGUGAGCGGAAGCCGUUCGACGUGCAGCGGGAGAAGCCCAGCAACUGCGCCGCCUCCACGGAGAAGAUCUACAUCCGCAAGGACCUGAGAAGCCCCCUGAUCGCCACGCCCACGUUCGUGGCGGACAAGGACGGAGCGAGACAAACAGGUCUUCUUGAUCCAGGGAUGCUUGUGAACAUCCAGCAGCCUUUGAUCCGCGAGGACGGCACGGUUCUCCUGGCCACGGAUUCCAAGGCCGAAACGAGCCAGGGAGCUCUGGGCACACUGGCCAACGUGGUGACCUCCCUCGCCAGCCUCAGCGAGUCCUUGAACAAUGGCGACACUUCAGAAAUCCAGCCGGAGGACCAGUCUGCGAGCGAGAUCACUCGGGCGUUCGACACCUUAGCGAAAGCACUUAGUACCACGGACAGCUCCUCGUCCCCCAGCCUGGCGGACGGCGUGGACGCCGGUGGCGGAGGGGGCAUCCACGUCAUCAGCAGAGACCAGGCGACACCCAUCAUCGAGGUCGAGGGGCCCCUCCUCUCAGACACGCACGUCACGUUUAAGCUGACGAUGCCCAGCCCCAUGCCCGAGUACCUGAACGUGCACUACAUCUGCGAGUCCGCGUCGCGCCUGCUCUUCCUGUCCAUGCACUGGGCCCGCUCCAUCCCCGCCUUCCAGGCGCUGGGGCAGGACUGCAACACCAGCCUGGUGCGGGCCUGCUGGAACGAGCUCUUCACCCUCGGCCUGGCCCAGUGCGCGCAGGUCAUGAGUCUCUCCACCAUCCUGGCCGCCAUCGUGAACCACCUGCAGAACAGCAUCCAGGAAGACAAGCUUUCCGGCGAGCGGAUCAAGCAGGUCAUGGAGCACAUCUGGAAGCUGCAGGAGUUCUGCAACAGCAUGGCGAAGCUGGACGUGGACGGCUACGAGUACGCCUACCUCAAAGCCAUAGUUCUCUUCAGCCCCGAUCACCCGGGUCUGAGCAGCACGAGCCAGAUCGAGAAGUUCCAGGAGAAGGCGCAGAUGGAGCUGCAGGACUACGUCCAGAAAACCUACGCGGAAGACACCUACCGGUUGGCGCGGAUCCUCGUCCGCCUGCCGGCGCUGCGGCUGAUGAGCUCGAGCAUCACGGAGGAGCUGUUCUUCACCGGCCUCAUCGGCAACGUGUCCAUAGACAGCAUCAUUCCCUACAUCCUCAAGAUGGAGACGGCGGAGUACAACGGCCAGAUCACCGGCGCCAGCCUAUAGUGCGCCGCGCCCGCCGGAGCCGUCGCACGCGGAGAACGGCGGCGGCGGUGUCCGGCGUGCGCAGGGCUCUGCGGUAUGUUCGCCGUCCCCUGCCCGGUUUCUCCUCGCCCGUCACUCCCCAGACCACAGCCGCGAAGGCGAGCGGGACCCCCUCCCGCCAGGAGAGGGGUUCUCACGCCUGUGGAUGAAGCAGCAGAUUUUGGAACAGUCUUUUAACUCCAUUUGUACGUAGAAAUUCUCAAAGGGCAAAAAACGAAAUGAGGUUUUAUAAUGUCAGAGACUAGUAUUAAAGGAAACUAGAGGACAGUACGUGUGUACAUAUGUGAGACGUCCUAGCAACGCCAGGGCAGCAGCGCCAGCACUUUCCGAGCACUUCCACCGACGCGCGAUGUCGGCGACGCCUGCCCGUGGGCGGGGCCAGUGGGAAGUUGUGUGUGUCUUUUGCCGAAAUGCUAAUGAAUUCUGUGACAGCUCGCCAGGGUACGGUAGACAAUCAUUUG